UCGGGGCUUCCUCCACGAGCCAGCCCGAGGCUCCCCCAUCCUCGGAAAUUGUUUUGUUGGACUGCAGUACCGAGGCUGGUAAAGCUCCAGGACUUUAUUAUUAUUUCGAUUCUUUUCCUUUCCCUCCCCUCCUGGGCAACGGAGCAAUGAAAUUUCCAAUCGAGACUCCAAGAAAACAGGUGAACUGGGAUCCUAAAGUGGCCGUUCCUGCAGCAGCGCCCCCGGCGUGCCCGCCCAAGGCCGCCGCUAACGGGGCUCCCCCGGCGCCUCGCCUCGCCGUGUCCUCCCGAGCCGCGGUCGUAGCCAGGAUGGAAGGCGCGGCCCAGGGGGGCCUGCAGACCGUCAUGAAGUGGAAGACAGUGGUUGCCAUCUUCGUGGUCGUGGUGGUCUACCUCGUCACGGGUGGUCUCGUCUUCCGGGCGUUGGAGCAGCCUUUUGAGAGCAGCCAAAAGAACACUAUCGCCUUGGAGAAGGCGGAAUUCCUGCGGGACCAUGUCUGCGUGAGCCCCCAGGAGCUGGAGACGCUGAUCCAGCACGCUCUUGACGCUGACAACGCAGGAGUGAGCCCGAUAGGAAACUCUUCCAACAACAGCAGUCACUGGGACCUUGGAAGUGCCUUUUUCUUUGCUGGAACUGUCAUCACCACCAUAGGGUAUGGGAAUAUUGCUCCAAGCACUGAAGGAGGCAAAAUCUUUUGUAUUUUAUAUGCCAUCUUUGGAAUUCCACUCUUUGGUUUCUUAUUGGCUGGAAUUGGAGACCAACUUGGAACCAUCUUUGGGAAAAGCAUUGCAAGAGUGGAGAAGGUCUUUCGAAAAAAGCAAGUGAGUCAGACCAAGAUCCGGGUCAUCUCAACCAUCCUGUUCAUCUUGGCCGGCUGUGUUGUGUUUGUGACAAUCCCCGCCGUCAUCUUCAAAUACAUUGAGGGGUGGACAGCCCUGGAGUCCAUUUACUUUGUGGUGGUCACCCUCACCACGGUGGGCUUUGGUGAUUUUGUGGCAGGGGGAAACGCUGGCAUCAAUUACCGGGAGUGGUAUAAGCCCCUGGUGUGGUUUUGGAUCCUUGUUGGCCUUGCCUACUUUGCAGCUGUCCUCAGCAUGAUUGGAGACUGGCUACGCGUUCUAUCCAAAAAGACAAAAGAAGAGGUAGGAUUCCUUCCAUAUUCUCUGAAUGUUCCUGAGGUCAGGAGCAUUCUCGUGUCUAGAAUUACCUGUCUCUGUUCUAUGGGAAAGCAUGAGUCUUGUACUAACAGUCCUGCUGAAACAAAGCCCAGAGAGUUGGUCUUGAUCCUCACGCAAGACUUCACUCCGAGAAAGCACGAUCCGUGGGCUUUGGCAGGAGAUGCCCCCUUGCAGUUGGUUAUCAGGUCCCCUGCGUUGGGGGCGAGGGGUCGUCUGCUCAAACCAGAGCAAGCCGGGCAGUACAAGGCCAUAGACGGCACUGCCCAGAUAUGGGGUGACACAGGACUUUCCCUUUUAGAGCCAGGCCAUUUCCAGGCUAGUGGGGACGAGUGGGGCACCCUAACCCACACGGAGGUCUUGGAGGGACAGGGCAGGGCAGAGGACCAGCUGAUGCCUGCUUUGUCUCCGGCGGCAGCCGCCACCAUCCGCAGCAUGGAGCGUCGGCGCCUGGGCCUGGACCAGCGGGCGCACUCGCUCGACAUGCUCUCGCCCGAAAAGCGCUCCGUGUUCGCCGCGCUCGACGCAGGCCGCUGCAAGGCCUCCUCCCAGGAGAGCAUCGACCACCGGCCCAACAACCUGCGGCUGCAGGCGUCGGAGCCGCUGCAGAAGCGCGGGCAGGGCGCCUCCGAGGACAACAUCGUAAACAAGCUGGGCUCUGCCUCCAGGCUCACCAAGAGGAAGAACCGGGACCUUCGGAAGGCCCUGCCCGAGGACGUGCACAGGAUCUACAGGACCCUCCGCCACUACUCCCUGGACGAGGAGAAGAAGGAGGACGACACGGAGAAGGGGUGCAACUCGGACCACUCCAGCACCGCCGUGCUCACCGACUGCGCCCAGCUGCCGGCCGGCGCGGGGGACGGCGUGGGCCCCGCCGACGCCAAAGACGCGGAGCGCGACAGCAGCGCCCUGCUGGAAGCCAGAAACUAAGCGCGAAGGACGCACUGGACGUGACCCAGCCUUGUCUUUUGUUUUUAAAUAUAUUCACCCUGAGACACGUGCCUUAAAACAAGACUUCUCGUUAGAUCGAAAUUACAUAGCAUCGAAGAAGAUAUUUCACUGUGCCAUAAACGACCGAGAAAGCUCGCUCUGCCAAAAGGGAAUCAAAAGAACAAGGACUUGGCUUUUGAUCAUAGCCGCAGGACACCCAGGGCGCCUUCGCGGGCGCGGGAGGUCACGGCCACUGAGGUCCAGGGCACGUGCUGGCGAUGGAUGCGGUGGCCCCGGGCAGCGCCGCUGCGCUCCGGAGGGCGCGAAAGGGCAGCUAUUCCGUAGACCAGCCGUCUGAAAGCAACAGGUGUGUCUUUUAAAGGAAGUCGUUUCCUGAACCCACUGUCGGGACUGGACUGGGAGGUGGACUGGUCCUUGUCACUUGGGGUCGGAGUGGACAUGUUGGAAUGUUGCUCUGAGCUCCGAUUUUGAGACAAAACCGUUCAGUGCAUCCCUAGUCUUUUCUAAGCUCCAGAUGAAUGUCCCUGGGACCCGAGAGCACCUAGAAUUUGUUGGAAGCAGAUGAGAGCACACGUAUCAAAAGGUGCAAUUGCUUUCCUCAUUAUAAGAAAAAAAACAAAAAACAGUCACAUCACACUGUGGAUAUCACUUUAACCAAUGACAGAAGCCUGCUGAAUUUUGUCUUUCUCACAGGUAGUCCAAUCGGACUCGCAAGCAUUGGUGAACACUCAACCUCAGCCGCUGCGUGGUGACGGGCAAAAACCAUGCCUUUUCCUCAGUGCACGGUGCGCUAAACAGGCACCAAAAGGGUGCAAUGGUGACAAUAAACUGGUUUUGAAAUGUUCAUGUUCACUUUUCUAGUGGAACUUCUGUUACAAUUGGUUUUGAUAAAAGGGGGAAAAAUACCAAAACUAUUGCCUUGCAUGAUGCCAGUGGCUUAUUGUCCUGUCUCGCUGAUCCUGAAUGUUUGUGAACAUAGACAUCCUGCAUGUCUGAGACAUACCAAGGAGGACCAUGGCAUCGUUCCUUCUCAGGGCUUCUCGUCCCUUUGGGUGUCUUAGGGUAGACAGUGACACCAGGUCCUAUCCUGCUAUUUGCAAACAAAAGGAAAAGGAAUCCCUCAAACCAACCCUUGUACGAGACAAUUGAAUUGUUUUCAUUGCUUGCAGCUUAAGUGCCAUUACUGCCAUUUUUUUAAAAUAAUACUUAAAAGAAGUAUUUAAAAGACUUUGCUUUUAUGUUUGGGUGUUCCUUUUUUCUGAAAGCAUCGCUCUUUUUCCUUGCUCAUUUCUUCACUUGUACAUGCUAGCCACUAAAAUUACAAUGCUACUGUGAUUGAUUGUUUCUAGGCAAACAGUAACCAACAUGUGGUGAUAAUUAUGAUUUUUUUUCAUGAGGUUAGAACACCCGGCAAAGGAAAGUGGGGAUCUGAUGGGUCAUAGAUUUGGGGAGGAA
Molecule: messenger RNA, 3581 nt
Organism: Odocoileus virginianus texanus
Lineage: Eukaryota; Metazoa; Chordata; Mammalia; Artiodactyla; Cervidae
Source: RefSeq, a predicted model, not a curated record